This is a messenger RNA of Entamoeba nuttalli P19, 1146 nucleotides long. Its product is annotated as RNA recognition motif (RRM, RBD, or RNP domain) containing protein. The record is from RefSeq and is a predicted model, not a curated record. The transcript has a single exon. Lineage: Eukaryota; Evosea; Mastigamoebida; Endamoebidae. Gene Ontology annotation, molecular function: RNA binding. The coding region runs from base 1 to 1146 and encodes 381 amino acids. Gene Ontology annotation, biological process: RNA processing.
AUGGGAUAUCUUCAACCAUUCCAAUUCUCUCAACCACCACCUCCGCCACCACCUGUUCCAGAUAAAUCUACUCAACAAGUAAAUAACCCUCAUGAAGACAAAAAGACAUUAUAUGUUGGGAAUUUACUUCCUGGAAUGGCAGAGGAAUUAAGAGGAUUGUUUGAGGCAUAUGGAAGUAUUGAAAGUAUUAAUCAACCAAAAGGUAAGAAUUUUAUGUUUAUUCAUUUUAGUAAGGAAGAAAGUGCUAAAGAGGCAAAAGAAGAGUUAAAUGGGACAACGUAUGGAGGUACUACACUGAAAAUAGGAUAUGGGAAAGCAGAAACAAGCACUACAUUUGUACCAAGCAAUCAAAACCAGACUGAUUAUCAAAGCGAAACGAAUGCAAAAGAAAAUGAAAUAAUUUAUCAACACCUUAACCAAAUAUUAAAAGAUGAAGAAAAUGAAGUAAGUCAAGUUAACCAACCAAAAGAAAAUAGUAAAAAAGGACAUCGUACAAAAGAAUAUGAAGUUAAUAGAGUAUUAUGGGUUGGAGGAUUAAAUAAUAAUGAAAUGAAAAUAUUUUCUAAAUUAACUCAAUAUGGACCAGUUGAUAGAAUUAGAAUUGGAAUUAAUAAUAGGUGUGCAUUAAUUGAAUUUAAAAACAUUGAAGACGCAAAAAGAGCAAUUAACGAAAUGAUACAUGUAUUAUUUGAUGAAGACAAAGUAAAAAUAAGAUAUGAAAAGGAUCUUAAUUUCCAAAGCAAAACUUGGUUCCCUGAUAUGCCAAGUCAUUUUAUUACUAAAGAGAAUGAACCAAUUAAACCAUUAUCAAUUGAAGAAGAGAAAAUGAUUGAUGAAAAAACAAAGAAAAUUAUUGAUGAAUUAAUUCCUUAUUUAGAUAAGUAUGGACAAGAAUUUGAAGAAUUAGUUAUUAAAAAAUGUUCUUCAGAUCCACAUUUCAAAUUUUUAAAUCAAGAAGAAACACUUGAAUUUCAUUAUUACUUGUGGAAAGUUUUUGAGUUUGAAAUGAAGAAAAUGAAUUUGGAUACAAACGUUGUUAAUGUUAUUGAACCAGUAAAAGAAGAUAUUCCUCCAUGGCUAAUGUCAAGUGAUGAUGAAAGUGAAGAGAAAAAAGAAACGUCUAAUACAAUGGAAGAAAUAUAUUAA